Molecule: messenger RNA, 717 nt
Organism: Plodia interpunctella (Indianmeal moth)
Lineage: Eukaryota; Metazoa; Arthropoda; Insecta; Lepidoptera; Pyralidae
Exons: 3
Coding region: 30-647 (205 amino acids)
Molecular function (GO): odorant binding
Source: RefSeq, a predicted model, not a curated record
GAAAACUUUUCUUGCCAUUUGCCGUUAAAAUGGAUCUAUUGACGUUCGUAUUGUUAUUUUUUGUCGCGAAUGCUUACGCGGUUAAGAAAAGGGACGUGGAUGUAGCCGACGUGAUCAAAGAUAAGAUGUUGGGCAUAGAGACGGUGCAUGACAUGAAGAUCGACAGAAAUACAAUUAUUUCACACAAUAAGGUCGAGCAACGGAAUCUGGCGAAAAAGGCCGAACAAAACAGGGACCCUGACUGGUCCUACAACGCGAUACCAUCAGUUCUCAGCAGCUACGUGACGGACUUCAAGAGGAACAUGAGCGAAUGCCUCAAAGAAAUCCAACAGAAGGACAAACGCAAAGUAAAACCAUUGUCUCCUAUCAAGGAUUCUCCUAUACACGGCGAGUGUCUGAUUGCGUGCGUGUUGAAACGCAAUGGUGUUAUUGAAAAUAAGAAAAUCCGUAAAGAGAACCUUAUAAGUUUAGUGAAGAAGUUUUUCGAAAAGGACCACACUAUGAUAAAGAAGCUUGAAAAAAAUCUGGAUCGUUGUAUUGAAAUAAGUGUACAGGCGGAGGAAGAAUGUGCGAUGGCAGCAAAACUUAACGACUGCACGAACGAUCUGAUGAUUCACAACAAGCGGAAAUUAACAAUUAAUUUCUGAUUUUAAACUUCAUUUUACAAGAAUAUUAAUAUAUACAUAGUACAAGUCAAAAUAAAAUAUAUGUUCUGUG